UUUUUGUUUAAACACAUUCUCUUACUCUGUUUUGAAAAUGGGGACGGUUGGUUUGUUUUUGAUUUUGGGUGGAGGUAAGAAGGAGACAUGUGGGCCAUCUUUUAGGACUUUCUUCGUCAGCUUUUGCAGAACUCCCGUGUGGUGGGAAGCCAGCGUUUUCCAACUGAGGUCUCCUCUCCUCCGCAUCCACAGCAGCCUCCUCCCAAGGAACCUUCUGAGUUGAACCGCCAGGUGGCGCAUCUCUCGAAGGGAAUACCUCUCAGUCAUAAACGGAGGGGUAGUUGCCGGGCAACUGAAAACUGGGCGUUCCAAACACUUGGGACCAGGUACUCUCAAGCGAGCCAGGUCCUGCUGCGGCCGCGUUGAUCUCCAGGGAAUAAACGUGUGUCCCUGGGUCUUUAAGCAUGCCUCACACUCAAGAAUCUUUCUCGCACGCUGUGAUAAGUGGUGAAGACAACAACUUGGGAAAUCCGCGGACCGCUAAGAAAUUGCCGCAUAAGAACCCAGCUCACCUUGCUCAGCAUCAGGAACCCUGGACCCGGCUCAAUGCAAAAGCCACGAUCACCUCCAAGAGGCGAGAAGCCUACUUUUUUGAUCCUAAGAUACCAAAGGAUGAUCUGGAUUUCCGCUUAGCAGCCUUGUAUGACCACCACACCGGGAUAUUCAAGAACAAAACUGAGAUAUUGUUGCAACAGGAGACUACUGAGGAUAUCCGUAAGAAGCAGAUGCAGUUUCCUGGAGAAUCUCUCCAGGCUCCUCCAGCACCCAUUACUUCCCGGGCUAACAUCAGGCACUGGAUCAGCCCUAAGAAAGAGUCCAUCCAUAGCAUCCAGGGAUCCAUAGUGUCUCCUCAUACUGCAGCCACCAAUGGAGGCUACUCCCGAAAAACGGAUGGUGGCUUCUUCUCCACCUAGUGGUGACAAACCAGGCCAGUUUCAUCAUGGUGGCGGAACAUCUUGCCUCCCAUCUUCAGUAAAUAGGUUUGUUCAAGAUGAAGCCUGAAGUGUCUGUUGCCCGUGGCACUUUUGACCACUCUUAAAAUAAUGAAAAUCCCCCGAUUCUAGAAACUACUUCUGUUGGGUAAAAUUGCACCUUGGAAAGUCGUUUUGCCAGAAGUAAGGAUUUA
Molecule: messenger RNA, 1126 nt
Organism: Meriones unguiculatus (Mongolian gerbil)
Lineage: Eukaryota; Metazoa; Chordata; Mammalia; Rodentia; Muridae
Gene: Cfap276
Product: cilia and flagella associated protein 276
Exons: 5
Coding region: 405-914 (169 amino acids)
Source: RefSeq, a predicted model, not a curated record